UUGUGUCGCUGAUUUUCAUCUAGACUGGACGUGACAAGUAUGAACCUGCAGCUACAUCUGAGAAUGGAGCCAAGAAGAAAAAAGGAAAGAAAGAAAGGGAUAUGGAUGAACUUAAAAAGGAAGUGUCAUUGGAUGAUCACAAACUCAGCCUUGAUGAACUUCAUCGGAAAUAUGGAACCGAUCUCAGCCGGGGACUGACUGUUGCACGGGCUGCAGAAAUCUUGGCUCGUGAUGGUCCCAAUGCUCUUACUCCCCCUCCCACGACCCCAGAAUGGGUUAAAUUCUGCCGGCAGCUCUUUGGAGGUUUCUCCCUUCUGCUUUGGAUUGGAGCUCUUCUUUGCUUUCUGGCCUUUGGUAUUCAAGCUGCAACAGGGGAAGAGCCUAAUAAUGACAAUUUGUAUCUAGGUGUUGUGCUGGCUGCUGUUGUUAUCAUAACUGGCUGUUUCUCUUACUACCAAGAAGCAAAGAGUUCAAAGAUCAUGGAAUCAUUCAAAAACAUGGUACCUCAGCAAGCUCUGGUAAUCCGAAAUGGGGAGAAGCUGAGCAUCAAUGCUGAAGGUGUAGUUGUUGGAGACUUAGUGGAGGUGAAGGGAGGAGAUAGAAUCCCAGCUGAUUUGAGAAUCAUUUCAGCCAAUGGAUGUAAGGUGGACAAUUCAUCUCUCACAGGUGAAUCAGAGCCUCAGACAAGGUCUCCGGAUUGUACAAAUGAUAACCCACUAGAGACUAGAAAUAUUGCAUUUUUCUCCACUAACUGUGUUGAAGGUACUGCCCGUGGUGUGGUCAUCAACACUGGUGAUCGAACUGUGAUGGGCCGGAUCGCUACGUUGGCUUCUGGGUUGGAAGGGGGACAGACUCCCAUUGCUGUGGAGAUUGAGCAUUUUAUCCACAUCAUUACUGGGGUGGCUGUGUUCCUUGGUGUUUCCUUUUUUAUCCUCUCAUUGAUCCUCGAAUACACUUGGCUAGAAGCUGUCAUCUUUCUUAUUGGCAUCAUUGUUGCCAAUGUCCCUGAGGGUCUGCUUGCUACAGUGACUGUAUGUCUGACACUCACAGCCAAGCGCAUGGCUCGUAAGAAUUGUCUUGUGAAGAAUUUAGAAGCUGUGGAGACUCUGGGCUCUACUUCUACAAUCUGUUCUGACAAAACAGGCACCCUGACCCAGAACCGCAUGACGGUUGCUCACAUGUGGUUCGAUAACCAGAUCCAUGAGGCUGACACAACAGAAAACCAGAGUGGUGCUUCUUUUGACAAAACAUCUCCAACAUGGACUGCUUUAGCCAAGAUCGCAGGACUAUGUAACCGGGCUGUAUUUCAGGCUAACCAAGAAAAUGUUCCCAUUCUGAAGAGAGCGGUGGCAGGAGAUGCUUCUGAAUCUGCACUCCUAAAAUGCAUUGAACUUUGCUGUGGAUCUGUCAAGGAACUGAGGGACAAGAACCCCAAAGUGGUGGAGAUUCCAUUCAACUCUACCAAUAAAUACCAACUGUCAAUCCACAAAAAUCCAAACGCGUCAGAAUCACGAUACCUGUUGGUGAUGAAAGGUGCACCAGAGAGAAUUCUGGACCGUUGCAGCUCCAUCCUGAUGCAUGGAAAAGAAGUUCCCUUGGAUGAGGAGACCAAAGAUGCAUUUCAAAAUGCCUACCUUGAACUGGGAGGCUUGGGGGAGAGAGUUCUGGGCUUUUGUCACCUGGCUUUGCCUGAUGAGCAGUUCCCUGAAGGCUUCCAGUUUGACACAGAUGAUGUGAACUUCCCUGUAGAGAAGUUAUGCUUUGUUGGCUUAAUUUCUAUGAUUGAUCCUCCUCGUGCUGCUGUGCCUGAUGCUGUUGGCAAAUGCAGAAGUGCUGGAAUAAAGGUCAUUAUGGUGACAGGAGACCAUCCCAUCACAGCUAAAGCUAUUGCUAAGGGUGUAGGCAUCAUCUCUGAAGGAAAUGAGACUGUGGAAGAUAUUGCUCUUCGCCUCAACAUCCCUGUCAGCCAGGUCAACUCCAGAGAUGCCAAAGCCUGUGUGAUUCAUGGGUCUGACUUGAAGGACAUGUCCAGUGAACAACUAGAUGAUAUUCUACAACACCAUACAGAAAUAGUCUUUGCUAGAACUUCUCCACAACAGAAGCUUAUUAUUGUAGAAGGCUGCCAACGGCAGGGUGCUAUUGUAGCUGUCACUGGAGAUGGUGUGAAUGAUUCCCCUGCUUUGAAAAAGGCAGACAUUGGUGUUGCUAUGGGCAUUGCUGGGUCAGACGUCUCUAAACAGGCAGCUGACAUGAUUCUGCUGGAUGACAACUUUGCUUCUAUUGUUACUGGAGUUGAAGAAGGUCGCUUGAUUUUUGAUAAUCUGAAGAAAUCAAUUGCCUAUACCUUGACCAGUAACAUCCCUGAGAUUACGCCUUUCCUUAUCUUCAUAAUUGCCAACAUCCCCCUACCGUUGGGGACAGUCACCAUCUUGUGCAUUGACUUGGGCACUGAUAUGGUUCCUGCAAUCUCUCUGGCAUAUGAGCAAGCAGAAAGUGACAUCAUGAAGAGACAGCCCAGAAAUCCCAAGACAGACAAACUGGUAAACGAAAGGCUGAUUAGCAUGGCUUAUGGUCAGAUUGGGAUGAUCCAAGCCUUGGGUGGCUUCUUCACAUACUUUGUAAUCCUCGCAGAGAAUGGCUUCUUGCCAUCCUCCUUAUUGGGGAUUAGAGUGAUGUGGGAUGACCGAUGGGUAAAUGAUGUGGAAGACAGCUAUGGACAGCAGUGGACUUAUGAGCAAAGGAAAAUCGUAGAAUUCACUUGCCACACAGCAUUCUUUGUCAGCAUUGUGGUGGUACAAUGGGCAGACUUGGUUAUCUGUAAGACCAGAAGGAAUUCUGUCUUCCAGCAAGGAAUGAAGAACAAGAUCCUAAUAUUUGGUCUCUUUGAAGAAACAGCUCUGGCUGCGUUCCUCUCUUACUGCCCAGGAAUGGAUGUUGCCUUGAGAAUGUACCCACUGAAACCGUUAUGGUGGUUUUGUGCCUUCCCCUACUCUCUCCUCAUCUUUGUAUACGAUGAAGUAAGAAAAUUAAUCCUCAGACGCAGCCCUGGAGGCUGGGUGGAAAAAGAAACCUACUACUAAAGGACUGCUGGACCAGAUGUAGUUGCACUCUUGACAUUCUUCCAUGCUUUUGUUCCUGAAAUGCAGGAAGAGGGAAGCUUUGGAGGAUGAAAGCAAGUGGAGAGUGCAAGAAGAAUAAUGGAAUGGAAAAAAUGGGUAGUGUUAAUAUAGUCCAGGCUUUGGGGUGGAAAAUACAAUAGUUUUUAACGUGCCUUUUCAGGUUUUUUAAAGAAAUGUUAAGAUUUUAUAUCUGGACUUUUACAAAUAAAGAUGGAUCAGAAGAGGAA
This is a messenger RNA of Python bivittatus (Burmese python), 3346 nucleotides long. The record is from RefSeq and is a predicted model, not a curated record. Lineage: Eukaryota; Metazoa; Chordata; Lepidosauria; Squamata; Pythonidae.